AUGAUCACCAUCAACCUCUACCUACGCCAGCUAUUGCCGCAGUGUGAUCCUUGUUUUCCAAACCCUGACGAUCCGGAUACUAUUCGGUACCCAUACAUUGCUGGAGGUGGCGCCCCUUCGGAGGUUGUCGACCUGCCCCUUGGUGUCAGCCCGGCUAGCCUGGGUCUCGAGUCCAUACCUGGAAUCAUUACCAACGGCUGGGCUGGUUUCACCUUAUCUGAUGCAUCGGGCUGGGAAACGACGAUAGGUGGCAAGGGAGCAGACAGUAGUUCAGAGACAGUCCCCUUACCAGCUGUGGCCAGACUGGCAAACCUGAACGUCGCGCUGUACGAAUGCGAGGCCAAGCUUCCCUCAACGGAUAAGAGUCGCGGAAACACCGGGACUCGUGAUGUGCGCAGCCCUAGGAAAACCGUAAUCCUCGCCAUUGACGACAUCUUCCGCCUGACCUCUGAGUUCACCGCCCUGGUGCAGAGUCUCUUUCUCGUAGGAUACGAGAGGAUCAACCCUCCGUCCACACCGACGCCGGAAAAGCCACCGACCUUGUGGGAGCUAUCGCCGAGCAUGCGUAGCCACCAACGUUCGGAAGCGGACCUGUUGCUCGCCGAGGCCGAUAUCAGACCAGCUGAAGGGCCUUGCUCGCGCACUGACGAAGCAAGUUUCCUCAUGGUCAUGUCUUGCCACUGCCGGCUAGUGGAGAUAUACAUGUCUAUCUUCCAGAUGAUGCGGGCAUGCAUCGAGCACUCCCGAGUGCCACAGCCCGGCCGCGACUGGGCCGUCAUCCUCCCGCAACUGAAGAUGGGAUCCUUUGCCUCGCCACAACUGCAAGUUGAUAUCGAUUCGCAGAUCCCGGCGGUCACUUCGUCAGUAUACAUGUCCAUGAUCACGAUGCUCUCUUCGCAGCUGUGGGAACAGCUAGGGGGAGCUUUGAGAACAGGAAGCUACAACGCGGUAUCAGAUGCGAUGUGGGACACGGUAACGGACAGAACGGAUCAUAUAUUGCAGACUAUCAAUGUUACUAGGGGUUUACUACACUUGGGCAGCUGA
This is a messenger RNA of Anthostomella pinea, 1044 nucleotides long. NCBI's taxonomy places the organism in Eukaryota, Fungi, Ascomycota, Sordariomycetes, Xylariales, Xylariaceae. The record is from the annotation of a GenBank genome assembly.